Engraulis encrasicolus (European anchovy) is the source of this 5513-nucleotide messenger RNA. RefSeq names its product pregnancy-associated plasma protein A, pappalysin 1b (gene pappab). NCBI's taxonomy places the organism in Eukaryota, Metazoa, Chordata, Actinopteri, Clupeiformes, Engraulidae. Gene Ontology annotation, molecular function: protein binding; metalloendopeptidase activity. The transcript has 24 exons. The record is from RefSeq and is a predicted model, not a curated record. Gene Ontology annotation, biological process: cell surface receptor signaling pathway; proteolysis. The coding region runs from base 185 to 5446 and encodes 1753 amino acids.
CAUUAUAAAGGACAAAAUAACACCGCAUCGCUUCUUGCUUGGUGUAGAAUCCGCGUCUAGAGCUUUUGUAAAAACCUGGGCACUGGGGAAAGACACUGCGCGCGACUUUUGCCUUCUGCUUUCAUAAUUUCCCCACAUUUUUUCACUUGCAGUUUACAUUUUCUUCUCUGUCCGCUACAAAAAAAUGAAACUUUUGCCAUUCUGCACUUGGCUUUCAUGCCUCUUGAUUUUUAUCAUGUGUUUGGGAUCUGAAUGUGGGACUACCAGGCGAGAUGUGAGAGCCAACAGAGACUUGGUGCGCAUUAGGGAAGCCGCAGCAAGCCCAUCUGGAGCCUGUGCCACUCGUUUGCCUCGGGGCAAACGCUCCUUGCCCGGGAUGAAUCGGGGCUCUCCUCCGCGGUAUCCCCGGUCCUCUCACACCGAGAGGAGCUCAUCGGGGCGGCUUAAGGCUGUUUACUUUACCGGCAGAAGUGAUCAACUGCGACUGAAGCCCAGUGUGGAGCUACCGAGAGGGAAUUUCACUUUGGAAACGUGGAUCAGACCAGAGGGCGGGCAGCGCUCCCCAGCCGUAAUAGCAGGCCUCUAUGACAAGUGCUUCUACGCCUCCUGUGACCGUGGCUGGCUACUGGGUAUCGGCUCAGUCAGUGACCACGGCAACAGAGACCCACGCUUCUUCUUCUCCCUGAAGACGGACCGCGCGCACAAGAUGACCACCAUCACCGCCAACACCGCCUACCUGCCCGGACAGUGGGUGCACCUGGCGGCCACCUACAGCGGGCAGCACAUGCGGCUCUUCGUGAACGGCGCCCAGGUGGCGGUGAGCCGCGAGCAGUCGGGUGACGUCUUCAGCCCGCUGACGCGCAAGUGCAAAGUGCUGAUGCUGGGCGGCAACGCGCUCAGCCACAACUACCGCGGCGGCCUGGAGCGCCUCGGACUGUGGCGCCGCGCCCUGUCGCAGCGCGACGUCAUCCGCGCCAUGCGCAGCGUCGCCCAUGGCAGGCCGGAUGGCGGCGGCGGCGACAACAGCAGGGACAACGGUGACCGAGGGCGGUUGCGGUUUCGGGGCAGAGACGAUGACGCCAAGGACGAUGAGCUGCCUCCACUGGUAGUGUGGGAGGGCUUUCAGGAGCCGACGAGCCAUUGGCUGACCGUGAAGGACGGCCGCUUUCCAGCCAUCGAGCUGUCGGAUCGUAUACAGGGGCCGUCGGGCCUACGGGGAAAGGAAGGACGGCAACGGGGAGAAAGAGAAGGAGGAGGUGGUGGAGGAGUAGGAGGAGGAGGAGGAGGAGGGGAGACGACGGGGUCCAUCUCCCUGGACACCGCCCUGCCGCCGCCCCCCUGCGGCCAGACGGUGUGCGACAACGUGCGCGUGGCGCUCAACUACAACCGCCACUGGAGCUUCCGGCGGCCCAAGACGGUGCGCUACCGCGUGGUCAACGUCUUCGACGACGAGGGCCGCCGGCCCACCGUCACCGAGCACCAGAUCCACCUGCAGCACCAGCACCUGAACGAGGCCUUCCGGCCGUACAACGUCACCUGGGAGCGCACCGUGAUCAACGUGCGCAACUCCUCGCUGCGCGGCCGCCUCAUGCUGGCCAACUGCGACAUCAGCAAAGUGGGCGACGAAACCUGUGACCCCGAAUGCAACCACGCGCUCACGGGGUUCGACGCCGGCGACUGCCGCGCCCAGCGCGGGUACUGUUCCGAGUACAAGCAAGGCAACGGUGUGUGCGACGCAGAGUGCAACUCGGAGAACUACUAUUACGACUACGACGACUGCUGCAACCCCAACGCCACGGACGUCACCAAGACCUGCUUCAACCCCGCCUCGCCUUUCAGGGCGUAUAUGGAUGUGAAGGAGCUGAAGGAAGCUCUUCGUCUCGAUGGCUCCACGCACCUCAACGUCUUCUUCGCCAACUCCUCAGAUGAGGACCUGGCAGGGGUGGCCACCUGGCCCUGGGACAAGGAGGCGCUCACACACAUGGGCGGCAUCGUGCUGAACCCCUCCUUCUACGGCACGUUCGGCCACACCCACACCAUGGUGCACGAGGUGGGCCACAGCCUGGGCCUGUACCACGUCUUCCGCGGCGUCUCCGAGGUGGAGUCCUGCAACGACGCCUGCCUGGAGACCGAGGCCUCCAUGGAGACCGGGGACCUGUGCGCCGACACCAACCCCACGCCCAAGUACAAGCACUGCCGCGACCCGGAGCCCAGCAAUGACACCUGCGGCAGGAGGCACUUCACGCACACGCCGUUUACUAACUACAUGAGCUACACUGAUGACGACUGCACAGACUCCUUCACGCCCAACCAGGUGGCGCGGAUGCACUGCUACCUGGACCUGGCCUAUCAGACGUGGCGCACCGACUCCCUGCCCGCCCCCGUGGCCAUGCCCCCCCGCCUCCUGGAGGAGUCACAUGACUCGCUCACCCUCGAGUGGUUCCCGCCCAUCACGGGACACUUCUUUGACAGAGAAGUGGGAUCAGUGUGUGAUGGCUGCACUGAGGGACGUGUGCUGCUGCAGUAUGCCACCAACGCCUCCUCACCGCGACCCUGCGCCCCCUCCGGACACUGGAGUCCCCGCGAAGCAGAGGGUCCCCCAGAUGUGGAGCAGGUGUGUGAGCCUAGCGUGCUGACCUGGAGCCCCAGCGCGGGGCAGGAUUCGGGUAGCGUGGGGGCAGCCUCCUGCCCUCCGCAAGGCUGCAUGCUGCAGCUGGAGUUUGCUCAGCCACUGGUGCCCGACUCGCUGACAGUCUGGGUCACCUUCUUCUCGGCCGAGGAGACGGAACUGCCGGCCGUCCACAACGUCCUCCUGCUGACGCUGGGCGGCCGCAACGUGUCGCUGGGCCCGCAGGACGCCUUCUGUGACGUGCCGCUGACCCUGCGAGUGCCUCCCGACCUCCUCAUGCAGCAGGAUGGCAGCCUGGAGCAGGUGUACGGGGUGCAGAUCUUCACCAUGGAGCAGCACCUGGAGAUCGACGCUGUCAUGAUGGCCUCCAGACCCGACUGCCCGCUGUGCCAGGCGUGCCACCCGCUCCGCUACAGACUGAGGCGCCAGCCGCCCUUCCGCCAUGCUCCGCACGGUCUCACCGUGGAGGACGGCACCAGGAGAUACGUGGACAGGGAUGUCCAGGCGGGCCAGUCAUACACGUACCGUGUGCAGACGGUGUCUCGCUGGGGGGAGAGUGAAGCAUCACCCCCACUCACACACCAACUGGGGAAGCCCUACUGUGGAGACGGACGAGUGCAGAGACACGUUGGCGAGCAGUGCGAUGAUAUGAACACAGCGGAUGGAGACGGAUGCUCAAGCGAGUGUAAGAAGGAACCACUUUUCAACUGUGUUGAUGAGCCGAGUCUGUGCUACUUCUACGAUGGUGACGGCGAGUGCGAGGACUUUGAGCGGGAGUCGAGUGUGCGGGACUGUGGCCUGUACACCCCCAGCGGCUUCCUGGACCAGUGGGCCACCCACAUGGACGCCUCGCACCAGGACACGCACUGCCCUGCCGAAUCAGCUGCUGGAUACCCCGCCGUUACUAAGAGCUGCCAGUCGAAGGUGUUCCAGGGGGACCUGUCCAGCGGGGUGUCUCAGUACGCCUGGUUUCCCUGCCAUGAGGCCCACAAGAGCACACGCAACACAUACUACUGGCUCAAGGCGAACUACUCCCACCCCAUGGUGGCAGCAGCGGUCAUCAUCCACCUGGCCUCAGACGGGACGGGCUAUGUGGACCAGACGCAGUGCAACAUCACCGUACAGCUCAUCGACACCAAGGAGCAGUCGCACAACCUAGGCGACUGGGGCCUGAGCUGCCGCAGCAACCCGCUGGUGAUCCCGGUGAGCCACGAUCUGAGCACGCCCUUCUUCCGCACGCGGGCCAUCCGGCUGGGCUUCAGCUCGCCGCUGGUGGCCAUCUCCGGCGUGGGCCUGCGCUCCUUCCAGUACUUCGAUCCCAUCACCAUCAGUGGCUGCCAGAGCAACGAGAUCUACAACCCCAUGGGACAAAGCUGUGUGCACUACUCGUGCGACGCUAUCGACUGCCAAGAGCCGGUGGUGCACCACGCCUCCAUGAGCUGCAGCAGCCAGGGCUACUUCAACGGAGCCCGCUGCACCAUCACCUGUCACCGUGGAUACAUGCUCAAAAUACACCGCGACGAUGACAUCAUCAAGACCCAGUCGGACUCGGUGGUGACGCUGACGUGUGCGGACGGAAAGUGGAACAAGCAGGUGACGUGUGAGCCGGUGGACUGUGGCCGGCCGGACAAGUACCACGUGCACCCCGCCCUCUUCUCCUUCCCCGAGGGCACCACCUAUGGCAGCCGCUGCUCCUUCCAGUGCCGGCCCCCCGCACAACUCAUAGGCACCAAUAAUGUCCUGACGUGUCUGGAGGAUGGCAUGUGGUCCUUCCCUGAGGCUUUAUGCGAGCUGCGCUGCCCAGCGCCCCCUCCUGUUCCCCACGCGGUACUACAGAGCAAGCGCUGCAACGCCACUGGCUUGAAGGUGGGCUCCUUCUGCAAGUACAAGUGCCUGCCCGGAUACCACGUGCCCAACACCAGUAAGCCACGCAGGCGGGCAUUCAAGCGCCAGUGCACGGAGGAGGGCAGCUGGCAGGAGGGCGCGUGCGUGCCCGUGACGUGUGAACCUCCCCCGGCCGUCUUCCACGGCUCCUACCAGUGCACCCGCGGCUUCCAGUUCAACAGCGACUGCCGCCUCAGUUGCCCCGGGCCUGGGCCUGGCAGCGCCAACCGUGGCCUCGAGACCCGUGCCGUCGUCAACCCCAGCACCUCCGUACACGUGGGCGCCUCCACCUCCUAUUCGUCGUCCUCAUCAGCGUCCUCAUCUUCCACUUCUUCGUCGUCGUCCUCCUCCUCCACCUCCUCCUCCUCUUCUGCCCAUGGUGCCAACCUCACGGGCUCUACAUCCACCGUGAUCCGCUGCAGGAAGGACGGCAACUGGACCGGCUCUUUCCAGUUGUGCCCUCACAUCACUGGCCAGUGCCCUCUGCCCCAGAACCUCAGCCCCAGCAUCCACCUCAGCUGCAAGCAUGGCCAUGGCAUAGGGGUGGAGUGUGAGUUGUCGUGUAAGGAUGGGAGCAACAGCGUGGUGCUGCUACCCAGCAACAUGACCACAGAACACCUGAUGAAGGACCACUGGAGGAACCCACCCAGAGUCAAGGCCAUCGUGUGUACCAUGGGACUGCAGUGGUAUCCAAAUCCAGAGCAUCUUCACUGCAUCAAAGGCUGUGAGCCUUUCAUGGGUGACAAUUACUGCGACGGCGUGAACAACCGAGCCUUCUGCAACUACGACGGAGGAGACUGUUGCCACUCGACUGUCAAAACCAAAAAGGUGAUCCCGUUCCCCAUGUCAUGUGACGUUCGGGAGGACUGCGCGUGCCGGGACCCGCGAGCCCAGGAGAACAGCGGGGGCCAGAGGCGGCGGCCGCUCGGCUAAAGACCUGAGCCAUUGGACUGUUUCGGGGGAGUCGGGGGGGUUUGGAGGGCUCGCAUAGUAGGGUGGA